Molecule: messenger RNA, 2646 nt
Organism: Catharus ustulatus (Swainson's thrush)
Lineage: Eukaryota; Metazoa; Chordata; Aves; Passeriformes; Turdidae
Gene: STAM2
Product: signal transducing adaptor molecule 2
Exons: 14
Coding region: 54-1544 (496 amino acids)
Biological process (GO): signal transduction
Cellular component (GO): endocytic vesicle
Molecular function (GO): ubiquitin binding; phosphatidylinositol binding
Source: RefSeq, a predicted model, not a curated record
GCUCCGGCCGGGUGUGCGGGUGCGGGGCAGCGGCGGCGGCACCGCGGGCCGAGAUGCCGCUCUUCGCCCCCAACCCCUUCGAGCAGGACGUGGAAAAAGCUACAAAUGAAUACAACACCAGUGAGGACUGGGGCCUUAUCAUGGACAUUUGUGACAAAGUUGGAAGCACUCCCAAUGGAGCCAAGGAUUGCCUUAAAGCCAUCAUGAAGAGGAUGAACCACAAAGUUCCCCACGUGGCUCUGCAGGCUCUCACACUUUUAGGAGCCUGUGUGUCAAACUGUGGGAAAAUAUUCCACUUGGAAGUGUGCUCCAGGGAUUUUGCCACUGAAGCUCGAGCUAUAAUCAACAAGGCUCACCCCAAAGUGAGUGAAAAGCUGAAAACCCUCAUGGUGGAGUGGUCAGAGGAGUUCCAGAAGGACCCACAGUGCAGUUUGAUCUCUGCCACCAUCAAAUCCCUGAAGGAGGAGGGGGUGACUUUCCCUGCAGCAGGAUCCCAGGCUCCCAGCAGCACAGCCAAGAAUGGCUCCUCAGGCAGCAAAUCCAAAGAGGAUGAGGACAUAGCUAAAGCUAUUGAACUGUCCUUGCAAGAGCAGAAGCAGCAGCAGCAGCAGCUGGAGAGCAGAGCCCUGUACCCCAGUGCAGAGAUGAGCCCAAACCCCCCCAGCCUGAGGAAGGUGCGAGCUCUCUAUGACUUUGAAGCUGUCGAGGACAAUGAGCUCACCUUUAAAAGUGGAGAAAUUAUUUUUGUUUUGGAUGACAGUGAUGCCAACUGGUGGAAAGGGGAGAACCACAGAGGGGUGGGGCUGUUCCCAUCCAACUUUGUCACCUCUGACCUGAGUGUGGAGCCCGAGGCAGCAGCUGUGGAGAAAAUCUCUGUUCCUGAGGACACUGCAGAAGAAAUUAAGAAAGCAGAACCUGAGCCAGUUUAUAUUGAUGAGGAGAAGAUGGAUAAAACACUGCAGGUGCUUCAGAGCAUAGAUCCCACAGAUUUAAAGCUUGAUUCUCCAGAUCUGCUCGACUCAGAAGAUAUGUGCCAGCAGAUGGGUCCAAUGAUAGAUGAAAAACUGGAAGAGAUAGAUAGGAAACAUUCCGAGUUAUCCGAGCUGAACGUGAAGGUUCUGGAAGCUCUGGAGCUCUACAACAAACUGAUGAAUGAGAGCCCCAUGUACUCAGCCUACUCCAAACUGCAGCACCCUGCACAAUUCCCAGCCACCUCCUCUGUGCAGUCGUAUCCUGUGCAGCCUCCCAGUGGGAAUUACAUGGUGCAGGGAGUGUCCAUGUCCCCAGGGUACAGCCUGGCCCCCAGCAUCAGCUCUGCAGCCCCCCAGGCACCUCCAGCUGCUUAUUUAAGCCCCGAGCCCGCGCUGCCGCCGCCCUUCGCCAGCGUCGCCGGCACGGGCGCCUUCCCCCAGCACCAGAUGGGCAUGGCCGUGGACAUGGCAGCAUUCCAGAGCACCCCAGGAGCACCUUACCCCGGGCCACUCCCUGCUCACUCCCUGCUCCAGCAGCAGCAGCCAAAUUUCCAUCAGCAGCCCCUGCUCUGAAGGGAUGGAGGAGUUCUGACCCGCCGUGGACACCCGAGUCCAUUUUCCUCUCAGAGAACCCAACUCGCUGCAUUAGGGUGAUGCAGAGUAAAAAUAGGCACCAGCUCUGAUGGUUAUUUGCAUUUUUGCAUCCUGAACUAGAUUAGGGGAUGGUUUAAAAUAAUUCCCCGUUCCUCCGAGUCCUUUUUUUUAUUUUUAUUUUUUUCCCUCUCCCCUGCGCUUUCAGGAAACGCCACUUGUGAAUCUUUGAAAGAUUGUCCCAAAAUAAUUUCUCUCUUUUCAAUGUGUUUCUGGAAGCUUGAGGAUGCUGAGAUGCUGUUGCUUUGCCUCCUCUGGUGUCUCUGUAAUCCUUCUGUCCCAGUGGCUUUAGGGAAUCUCUGCAGUUUCCCUUCCUGAAGGACUCGCUGCAGAACCCGAGGGAUCCCUGGCUCCAGCUGGAAGCUCUGCCACUCAGGACCUGUGGAAAUUGGAGAAAAAGAGGCUUUUAACAGUGCUGCCUCUAUAUUUCAGCAAGCACAGAGAAUUGCUGUGUGUUUCCUGGCAUUCCCUGGUGUCUUGGCACGAGGGAGGAGCAGGCAGGGGAUGCCCCCUGGAUCCGAGGUGCUGAGCCAGGAACUUGCACACAACCUCUCCCCAGUUUUCCUUCAGUUUGGAUGGAUGUGGAAGUGGAGCAGCAUUGGAAUUCCUUGUGGGAAAGCAGAGGGAUGGAGGUUUGAAGCUGCUGAAGACUCUGAGGAUCUGUUCCCUCUCCAAGGGGGAGCUGGAUCAGGAAUGGGUUUGGUGGGUUCAGGGGGUUCUGCCUCUCCUGGAUUUCCUCUCUCUGUGUCUGGAGCAGCCCUGGCCCCAGAGGAGCUCCUGGGGAAGGGGCUGGGAGCUCAGCCCACGUGCUCUGGGUUGGGCUCUGUGCUCCUGGAAGAGCCCUGGAGCAGGGAUUGCCUGGGAAAUCAAAAUUUCUGCCCUGGGAAACCCAAGAAUUUCUGCCCUGAUGCACUUUUUAAAGGGUGGGCUUUGUCCAUGGGAGCAGAUGGGCUGGAUCAUCCUUUGGGAAUGUGGGAUUUCUUUCUUUUUCUUGUGUCAACUGCUGAAAAACAACAAAAACAAA